UUAGCCCCCUUACACAACAAGAACAAAGAAGAGCAAAAGCAAAAAACGAAACAGAGCAGUAGUAUGAAUAUUCCUGCAAGAGUUGCAGAAAAAUUCCCGCUUCGUUCUGCUCGUCCCCCUCUCCAAGGUGUUUCGGGUAUUGGGUUUGUGCCAUUUUUUACCCAGAAAAGGAAAUUUGGAGUUGGGUUUCCAAAAAAAAUGGCUUGGAGUUUGGAUAAAUGCGAUGUCGACGUUGAUAACAAGUUGGGGGUGGUUCGGCCUGCCACCGAACUGUAUUCCAAGGAAGCGGUUGAAGCCCUCAAAGCCGGAAAAGUUAUUGCAGUGCCUACGGAUACACUCUAUGGAUUUGCUUGUGAUGCUUGCUCUUUGGAAGCAGUUAAUAGGAUUUAUGAAAUCAAAGGACGAAAGCACACAAGCCCUCUGGCAAUUUGUGUUGGGGAUGUAUCAGACAUAAAGCACUUUGCAGUCACUGACCACCUGCCUCAUGGCUUACUUGAUUCUCUACUUCCAGGGCCUGUUACUGUUGUAUUAAGUAGAGGGGAGUUGAGUGCACUUGAGAAGUCGUUGAAUCCUGGUUUGGACAGUGUGGGAGUCAGAGUGCCUGAUUGCAACUUCAUCAGGGUAAUUGCUCGUGGUUUGGGAAGAGCAGUGGCUCUCACAAGUGCAAACCUUAGUGGACAGCCGAGUAGUGUUUGCAUCAAGGAUUUUGAGAAACUAUGGGAACAUUGUGCAUACGUUUAUGAUGGUGGUGUACUUCCAUCUGGUCGUGCUGGAUCAACAGUUGUGGAUCUCAGUAGGCUAGGAAAGUACAAGAUUCUUAGACCUGGAAGUGCAAAAGAAGAGACUGUGACGAUCCUUGACAAGCAUUCUCUGGUUGAGGAAGCCGCUGCUGUUUGAAGAAAUGUUGGAAGUGAAAAUUUUAUAAUAUUUUAUUGAUUUGCUGCAACUGUAACUGUGCAUCAAUUGUAUUUUAUUGGACUUGGAUGUAAGCUUAAGUUCUGUUGAUGUUCCACUGAGUUUUUGAUAUUCUUAGUAGAUAAUUCUUGUAGAAGACUCUUGUGAGUUGACAGAAAUGAAAUUACUUAAUUAUGAUUAGUGUA
Manihot esculenta (cassava) is the source of this 1100-nucleotide messenger RNA. RefSeq names its product yrdC domain-containing protein, mitochondrial. NCBI's taxonomy places the organism in Eukaryota, Viridiplantae, Streptophyta, Magnoliopsida, Malpighiales, Euphorbiaceae. The record is from RefSeq and is a predicted model, not a curated record. Gene Ontology annotation, molecular function: tRNA binding; double-stranded RNA binding; nucleotidyltransferase activity. Gene Ontology annotation, cellular component: cytoplasm. Bases 64 to 897 code for a protein of 277 amino acids. The transcript has 5 exons. Gene Ontology annotation, biological process: regulation of translational fidelity.